AUGACGACCCCAGUGACGACUGAGACGACCACCACGACCACUAAACGCUCGACUGUGGCUAUUGGCGCGCCCAAGACGAAGAUUAUUACCAGGCAGCGCUUGAGGAAGUAUUCAUGGCUCCCGGAUGUGCUCCGAUUGCAGGGCAGCAUCGUGCCGCGCAUCAUUGGCCCUGUCUUGACCGUUACGCUGUUUGCGAGCGGCGCCGCGUAUCUAUGGGAUAGAGGGACCGAUGUGGCGCUCACCAACCAGGUCGUGCCUCUGCUAUCCGUAGUUGUCGGCUUGAUUCUAGUAUUCAGCACAUCAUACGAUCGAUACUAUGAGGGCCGCAAAGAUUUCGCCACGAUGACAGCCCAUAUCCGCAGCCUGUCGCAGCUCAUCUGGAUCAACGUCGCUGUGCCCCCCGCAGAUGACGCUGCGAAGGGCAAGGCACCCAGCGCGAACCUGACCCCCGCGCAGCUCCGGCGGCGCAAAGUAAAUGCGCUGAAGCUCUGUGCCGCCUUUGCGUUCACGGUCAAGCACUACCUGCGCGGCGAGGACGGGCUCGAAUGGGCAGACUACGCCGGCAUCCUGCCCGCGGCGACGGCCGGCCUCGUGCGCGGCGGUAAGGCGUCGCGCGGGACAUCGGCGUACACGACCUACGCGGCGACGGCACACACGUCCGUGACCACCAGCGGCGCGGGCACCCCGGACGAGGGGCGCCCGCUGGAGGUCGCCGUCGAGGCGGGGGACGCGACGAAGCGGAUCCGCGUGAAGCGCAGCAAGGACAAGCUCAAGCAGCCGGGGGCGAAGACGCCGCGGACGCCGCUGCUGAGCGCGCUGCACCAGACGAUUGACUUCAACGCCCACCCCGAGCAGCUGUCGACGCCGCUCCCGCUGGUAAUAGCGCAUGAGAUCUCCCGGACGCUGUUCUUGUUCAAGCGCGAUGGGUAUCUCGAGACCGUCGGCCCGGCCGGUACGAACGCGAUGAACGGGCACGUGCAAGGCAUGGUAAGCAUGAUGACGGCCAUGGAGCGUGUGGCCAACACGCCCAUCCCGCGGUCGUACAGCAUUCAUCUCAAGCAAUGCGUGACGCUCUACUUGUUUGUCCUCCCGUUCACGCUCAUAAAAGAGCUUGGCUGGGGGAUGGUACCUAUUGUGACGGUAGUUGCGUUCACGUUAAUGGGAAUUGAAGGCAUCGCAGACGAAAUCGAGAUGCCAUUCGGGCUUGACAAAUCACAUCUUCCGCUAGAGCGAUACUGCGCGGACUUGAAGGAGGAAAUCGAAUAUAUCGUGGAGAGGCUCCCGGAAGGCGGGGAAGGAAUGUAUGGUACGGACGAUGGAGAGGGAGACGACUGA
Molecule: messenger RNA, 1335 nt
Organism: Postia placenta MAD-698-R-SB12
Lineage: Eukaryota; Fungi; Basidiomycota; Agaricomycetes; Polyporales; Adustoporiaceae
Exons: 13
Coding region: 1-1335 (444 amino acids)
Molecular function (GO): chloride channel activity
Source: RefSeq, a predicted model, not a curated record